This is a messenger RNA of Ilex paraguariensis (yerba mate), 679 nucleotides long. The record is from the annotation of a GenBank genome assembly. NCBI's taxonomy places the organism in Eukaryota, Viridiplantae, Streptophyta, Magnoliopsida, Aquifoliales, Aquifoliaceae.
AUACACGCUUUGAAAGGGCUUAAACUCCGAUGCUGAUGCUCAAGCAAACUUGGCACUUCAUCUUGCGGAUGGUCAAGUCGAAGAGGAACUUGAAAAAUAGCUCGAUGGAAGGAGGCAUAUGGAAGUUGGGUCUUUGUGGGGUAUAUGAUCAUGGAUUUGCAUUGUUCUCUGGAAGCUGGUUUCGAGGAAAGCACUUUAUUCUUUCUGUAUCAAAGCUUAGAGAGCAUUGUUUAUGGAUGAAACCCUUACACUGGGAAGAUGAGAACUGUGAAGUUGGUGAUUUACACUCAUUCUGGCUGCUGGUAUCAGGAGAAUUCGGAACAUUGGGAUUCCACCGAGCACUUGACUAGCAUCCAAACACAUGCUUUUGGUUUUGGUUUUCAGUCUCUGGUUAACGAGGAGCUAGAUGCAUCUCCACAAGAACAAAACUCAUUGACAAAAGUUCUAUUUCAUGUUUCUUUUUUUUUUUUGUUCGUGUUUCACGGGUUCAAGUUUUGGAAUCAGCUUCUUUAAAUUAGCCCUCUCUGGAUUUGCUAUAGGCAAAAACCUUGUAUUCUAUAUACAACCUUUUAGAAAAGACGUUACGACUUUUCAUUGUAAAAGUAGAUGUUGAAGUGCCGUUUUUUGAGCCAAAGAAUUAUCUUCAUCGACAUUGUAGCACUUGAAUAGGAAAACUGCA